CGACUACGCAUCCUUGCCUUCAUCUAACCCUCCUUUCACAAAACCUUUUCAAAACCAAUAUCGCACAAUGGGUGGUCAAAGCAGAGAAGGUGGCAAGGUCAAGCCCCUCAAGCAGGCCAAGAAGGCUCAGAAGGAUCUCGAUGACGAUGAUCUCGCCUUCAAGGAGAAGCAGAGAGCCGAUGCCAAGGCUAAGAAGGAUCUGAUGGAGAAGGCCAAGGGCAAGGGUCCCCUGAACACCGGUGCCCAGGGCAUCAAGAAGUCGGGCAAGAAAUAAAUCACCUUUGGGAGCAUUGAGAUCAGUCAUUCAUGAUAUACCACGAGCCAUGACCCACGAGCGCAAGGUGGUGGAGUCGCUUGGCAUUAAGCGCUAUUCUCUUUGAGCAACUUUACUUGAUGCAUUUACAACGCUGAGCGCACACUUCAUCCACUGAUAAUCUAUUCAAUAAAUACCUCAAAAGCGUGACUCAGUUCCUCAAACGCUGGGAAUCAUCUGCACGGAACCUGGUCCCAGACUUGAGAUUCGCGUCUCUCAACAAGCAAACAGGGUAUCAUCGCGCACUGCACAGAUCAAAGAAAGACUGUCUACCAUGC
Aspergillus brunneoviolaceus CBS 621.78 is the source of this 591-nucleotide messenger RNA. Its product is annotated as translation machinery-associated protein 7. Lineage: Eukaryota; Fungi; Ascomycota; Eurotiomycetes; Eurotiales; Aspergillaceae. The transcript is spliced from 3 exons. The record is from RefSeq and is a predicted model, not a curated record. The coding region runs from base 68 to 274 and encodes 68 amino acids.